GAUGUCUUUUGAAUGAGGUGUUAAAUUUAUAUCCCAAGACCUGUUUGGCCUCUUAUGAGUGGGCACAUGAUGUUUCUUUGAAGAAGAACAGGGGUAUUCUCCCUGGUGUCCUGGGCCACGAGGAAUGCGUCAAGAUGGCACAUGUUUCAUCCGUGGUACGAUUUGUGGAUUACAGUAAUUCAAGCACCACGCUGCAUGAGAAUUCAACUGUGCCCAUAGGCACCAGCACUACAGCUCCGAUGCCAUGGUGGACCUCCACAACAACUGCUGGCACAGCAACCAAUGUUACCCAACCAAACCAAUGCCUCGUUGUGCUGUAUGAGGAUAUUGGUAGAUCACGAGUGCGAUUCUGGGAUGUCUUCCUCCUGAUCCCCAAUGUGCUUUUCUUCACAUUCUUGCUCUGGAAACUUCCAUCGGCAAGAGCAAAAAUUCGGGCCACAUCGAGUCCCAUCUUCACUACAUUCUACAUACUGGUGUUUGUCGUUGCAACAGUGGGCAUCACACGUGCUAUUGUUUCCAUGACAGUCAGUGCAUCCACAGUAGCUAUAGUAACAGACAAGAUUCUUUGGGAGAUCUCACGAUUCUUUCUGUUGGCGACUGAGCUGAGUGUAAUAAUAUUAGGUUUGGCUUUUGGACACCUCGAAAGUAAAUCGAGCAUCAAACGUGUCUUGACCAUAACUACAGUACUUGCUCUGGCCUACUCGAUUACACAGGGAACCUUGGAGAUCUUGUAUCCUGAUGAACACCUGUCUCCCGAGGACUUCAACGUUUAUGGACAUGGGGGCCGCCAUUUCUGGCUUGCCAGUUCUUGUUUCUUCUUUCUGGUUUAUUCAAUGAUUGUUGUUCUCCCAAAGACCCCUUUACGAGAGCGAAUAUCUCUGCCAUCCAAGAAAAGCUUUUACAUCUAUGCUGCGAUCCUGUCAUUGUUGAACCUGAUCCAAGGGGUUGGCAGUGCACUGCUGUGCGCUAAUGUUGCAGUGGGAUUAUGCUGUGUGGAUGUCACUACGUUCCUUUAUUUCAGUCUGUUUGCUCCACUGAUGUAUGUUACAUUCCUGAAGGGUUUCUUUGGGUCUGAGCCCAAGAUUCUCUUUUCCUACAAGUCACAGAUUGACGAGCCGGAAGACACCGAUGUGCACCUGCCCCAGACCCACACUGUGGCCAAGAAGGAGGUCUUGGAGCCUUGCCCCUACUCUAAUACACAGAUUGACAGCUCAGCUGCUUACCUCGAUGAUCUGACUGUUGGUAGCAUCAACAGUUUUGACAGUGACCGGUGGAAAAUUAUGAAUGCUUGAGAAAGAGGUGGUGGUAGAUCGGUGGAAGUUAGCGGUAAACCUGCCCCAUCUCUCUCUUUGCGCUGCCUCAUCCAAUGUCUUGAGAUUUCAGUAUUGGAAUAUUCUGAUUGAGAUUUUAUAAAUCUUCCAGUUUUCAUUACUUGCUAACCUUGGACAUAAGAGCCCUGAACCUCCCACACUUUCUUUUGGGGGUUUUAAAAACCUUUGUCUUCAUGCCAGCAUACCGAACCAACCCAAGCCCUCCCCUCCAUCCAAAUCUCAGGGGAGGGGGUGUAAAGCUUCCACACUUCUGCUCUGGACCCCAGUGGUUUUGUUACUUUGUCUUUUAAACAUUCUUCCCAAAUGUAGAAGCUGGAAGCUAAUUUCUUUUCCACCUCUUUCCUUUCAAAUUAUUUUGGAACAACCGAAUUAGAAAUAGAUUAAAAGAACACCGAGAAAGUGUGAAGCUGUGGCCUGUCCUAUUUACUCACUAUCCAUCGCCCCACUGCCUUUUCUCAUUGAAGUUGUUGAUUCUUUAGGGUGUGCACAGAGAGGGGUAGAGGAGAAGACAUCUGUUUGCCUCAGUAUUAAUUAAGAUGGUUCCCUUCACUGUGAAUGGCUACUGCUUGGUGAUGGUAUAAUGGUUGGGGAAUUUCACAGCCUUUAGAUGACUCUGGCUCUGCUAGGCUCUCUGACCUUUAACUGCCGGUCGAUAUUGAGGACUCCAACCUCCGGGUGCUGUUUAUUGAAGGAUCGAGAGAGUUUAAUAAAAAAAAUUUAUUUUUAAAA
Molecule: messenger RNA, 2060 nt
Organism: Chiloscyllium plagiosum (whitespotted bambooshark)
Lineage: Eukaryota; Metazoa; Chordata; Chondrichthyes; Orectolobiformes; Hemiscylliidae
Source: RefSeq, a predicted model, not a curated record